AUGCCAUCGGCAUAUACGUCCUAUGACUCUUCACAUGUUUCUCUUGUAUAUUUUUGCAUAGCUGGUUUAAAAUUACUCAACGCACUGACCGAAGUCAUUCCUAACGAGACUGACCGAAGCAACUGGAUAGAAUGGGUUUAUCUGCAUCUAACCCCAUCUGGAAACGGUUUUAGAGGUUCUCUAUCCCAUGAUUUACAGCAGUCGACGACUCUGGAUGGAGACAAUAUUAAUGAUCCAGCUCAUCUGGCGUCUACAUUCUUCUGUCUGUCUAUUUUAGCCAUUCUUCAAGAUCGGUCAAUGACCACGAGACUGGACAGAGUCAAAAUUCUAAGAUAUGUCAAGUCUUGUCAAAGAUCGACGGGCCAAUUUAGUGGUUUGUCACAUCCUUCAAUUGGACCUGUAGGCGACAAUGAUCCCAGAUAUACAUACGUAGCUGCCGCAAUACGAAGGAUCCUGAAAGGAGAUCAAUUGCACGAGACUCUCAAAGCAGAGGUUGAUUUCAACGUUAAAAAAGCUUCGGAUUUUAUCAAAUCUACUAAAUCGUAUGAUGGUGGACUGGGUGAUAAGCAAGGAUCAGAAUCGCACGCAGGCUUGGUGUUUUGUGGUAUCGCUGCUCUUGACCUUAUGAAUACCCUCAAUUGUAAAGACUGGGUUGACACUGCUGUUUGGCUUUCCAAAAGACAGCUUUCUGAAUUUACUAUAGAUCACAGUUACUCGAUUACAGCUGAUGGUGACUAUGAUCAGCAUUCCCGCGAUAAUGAUACUAGACAUGGGGCCUCUUCAUUCUGUUGUUGGAAUAGCUGGGAGGCAGGUGGUUUCAAUGGAAGGCUUAAUAAACCGGCUGAUACAUGUUAUGCCUACUGGACUUGUGCAUCUCUAACGGUCUUAAAUUCGGCUAAUUUUGUUAGUUCGCCAGCUGCUAGGACGUUUUUGCUCGAAAAUUGCAUGGAUCCAGUCUUAGGAGGUAUGGUUAAAGUAAAAGGUAGCUACGCUGACCCGUUGCAUUCAUAUUUGGGUCUUGCAGCGUUGGCUAUGAUUUCUCCGGAGCUCGGCUUCUGUGAAUUCAACCCAUCGUUGACAUUACCGGUUGAGACUGUGAGUUUUAUAGAUACACUAGAUUGGAAUCCGCUAUGA
Sugiyamaella lignohabitans is the source of this 1134-nucleotide messenger RNA. RefSeq names its product protein geranylgeranyltransferase type I subunit CDC43 (gene CDC43). The record is from RefSeq and is a predicted model, not a curated record. The transcript has a single exon. Gene Ontology annotation, cellular component: CAAX-protein geranylgeranyltransferase complex. Gene Ontology annotation, molecular function: CAAX-protein geranylgeranyltransferase activity. Lineage: Eukaryota; Fungi; Ascomycota; Dipodascomycetes; Dipodascales; Trichomonascaceae. The coding region runs from base 1 to 1134 and encodes 377 amino acids. Gene Ontology annotation, biological process: protein geranylgeranylation.